GGGUGGGGUGGCUGCGUGUUUCCGGAAGACGUGGCGGCUCUUGCCUGAGCUGUUUCCAGGCUUCAUUACUCUCGACUUUGCUUCACACCCUGGCCUCCUCGAGGUGCUGUCGUCGUUGCCCUCACCGCUGCAGUCAUGAUCUCCUUAACGGACACCCAGAAAAUUGGAAUGGGAUUAACAGGAUUUGGAGUGUUUUUCCUGUUCUUCGGAAUGAUUCUCUUUUUUGACAAAGCACUGUUGGCUAUUGGAAAUGUUUUAUUUGUGGCUGGCUUGGCUUUUGUAAUUGGUUUAGAAAGAACAUUCAGAUUCUUUUUCCAAAAACAUAAAAUGAAAGCUACGGGAUUUUUCCUGGGUGGUGUAUUUGUAGUCCUUAUUGGUUGGCCUUUGAUAGGCAUGAUCUUCGAAAUUUAUGGAUUCUUUCUCUUGUUCAGGGGCUUCUUUCCUGUGGUCAUUGGCUUCAUUAGAAGAGUGCCAGUCCUUGGCUCGCUCUUGAAUUUACCUGGAAUUAGAUCAUUUGUAGAUAAAGUUGGAGAAAGCAACAAUAUGGUAUAACAACAAGCGAAUUGAAGACUCAUUUAAAAUAUUAUAUUAUUUAUAAAAUCCUUUGAAGAAUAUUCAGCACAAAAUUAAAUUACAUGAAAUAGCUCGUAAUGUUCUUUACAGAAGUUAAAAAUGUAUACCUACGAAGUACCAACAGCAGUUAGCAAAGAAGCAAUGAAAACAGGUGAUCUAAGUGAUCCGAGAAGUCAGCAAGCAAACUGAAGGAGAUGAAAUCUAUGUUACAAUGCAUAUUGAAACUCUUGAAGGCGAUUUUUAUUGUUUUUCCACAAUGUGCGAAACACAGCCAUCUUUAGAGAACUAUGGUGCCUGUUUCUUUUUAUUUUGAAGGUGCAGGAGCACCCAUAGGCAGUUGCUUUUUUAGAAAUGUCCUCUGCAGUGGCAAAAAUAUUUCCAGUCACGCUGUGUCCCUGAAAGUGAUGCAUGAGUUAGAUUGGAUUAUGUCAUUUUAAUAUAUUAAAAACAAGGAAAACCCAGGUUUGAUGUAUGAAUCACUUUUUUUUUUUGUAAACGUAUGGUUAAAAUAAAACUUGUGAUUCUGCCGAACUUAGUAUUUUAAAGCCAGAUGAAAAUCUGAACUAGAUGUUCUCCAUUGGAAUAUGCAAAGGUCAUUCUUUACUAGGUUUUAGUUUCUAAAUUAUAGCUGACUAAGCAUUUCUUUGGUCAGCAACACACUCUGGAGUAACUUACUUCUUGGGAGUCUAACCUAAGACUUAUCUGUAUCAUUCAUUACAUGCAGGCAUUUAAACAAAACGCAUUCUUGACCCUUAAGUAGUCUGUUACAUAGCUUGUUUCAUUGAAGUCUUUUAUUUAAGAUGCUAAAUGAUUCAAACCAAAUGGAUUUUCUACAUCAUGUUUUCUUUUUCCUUUUUUAUUUUAACCGUGGUUUAUUAUUGUGUUUUUCACAAACUAAAGUAACUAACUUUAUUGGUAAUGUACUCUAAGAUGUAACAUAUUAAAAGGUUAAACAUAGCCAUUUUUAAGGGCUAUUCAUGUAAACUGAGUUUUCCCUUAUUUUCAGCUUUGUCAUAACAUAAAAAUCCAUAUGGAUGAUGUAUGCUUCAUGUGAUCACUCUUCAUCUUGAGUUCAUGGAGGAAAUAUCUGAAUUCACAUGCUGAGGUGAUUUUACUGUAAUUAAACUGGUUAUAGUUUCUUAAAAGCACUACACUAAAAAAAAUGUUUUUUUUCCCUACCAUUGCUGCUUGAAAGAAACAGUAAGAAAGAGUGGUUGUUUCUUCAUUAGCAGUUUUCCAGGUUGCAGCUUUUGUAGUAAAUAUAGGAACACAUUUCAAUAGCCAUAGUACUAUUUGUUUUAUCGCUAGUGAUUGCACUGACUUUUUUUAACAGUUGCAAAGCUUUUUAAUGCAUAAAAUCAUAAUUGAAAUUCAUAAUUUUUAUUUACAAACAUGUCUACAAAAUACAUUGCAGCCUAUGUUAGUUUUAGUUAAAUCUCUUGAUGCACAGAGAACUCCCAAGCUUGCUCAUUUAAAGAAGGAAAGUCUUUGGUAGAUAGUCUAACGGUUCAGUCUUGUGGAUUACUGUCUUUUGAUGCUGGCAUUUAACCAUGACAUAAUCUGUGAAAAAAAUAGAUGAUAUUGACAAAAUGAGACUACUACCUCAAUAGUUCAUGGAAUAAUAAGAGACCUAGUGUUGUAUCUAAUGUUAUUCAAAAGAGUAAUAUCCUCACUUGGAGAGUGUCAAAUAUAUACCUAUUUUGGGGAUUGACUUAUACAAGUUGCCCUGUAAGAUUCUGUUAUACAUAUUUUUGACUGACCCAUAUUAUUUAAAAUGGCUAGCUAAUUCUACCUUUUGAGCAAGAACAGAAUCUGUUAAUGCAAGGAACAUCUGUAUUAUUUAACUCCUUUGUAGACAUGAAUUUCUAUCAAAAUGUUCUUUGCACUGUAACAGAGAUCUCUUUUUCAACAAUCUUAUUAUCAAGCAGAAGUGUGAAAGAUUCGCUAAUCUCCCGAUCCUUAGUAAGACUGAGAGGCUGGAGCAGUUCUCGGUUUUAAACAAGUCUAUGGUUAAUCUCAAAUGUGAGUUUGGGACUGCAUAGCAGCAUUGUAUAUUUCUUAUUCAGGACCAUUGAUGAGGCGCUAUUUUUAAACAUUAGUCCUCUGACUAAAAGGAGUACCAUUUCUUUCAGUUUUUCUAAAAAGUAUUGUUUCUUUUCCAAAAUUAGCAGUCUUAGUGAAAAAAACAAAAAGCAUUGGUUAUUGCUAUGAAGAUGGAAGAAAAAGUCUAAUUCUACUUAGCCUUAAGCGUUUCUGGCAUUGUUCAAAUAUAUUUUCUGUAACAGAAACCUAUUUGGAAUGUUUUUCUUUUCCCCUUAUAAAUUGUAAUUCCUGAAAUACUGCUGCUUAAAAAGUCUCACAGUCAGAUUAUAUGAUCUAACAAUUGAAUAUUGUAAAUACACUUGUCUUACCUCUCAAUAAAAGGGUACUUUUCUAUUAA
Molecule: messenger RNA, 3013 nt
Organism: Pteropus alecto (black flying fox)
Lineage: Eukaryota; Metazoa; Chordata; Mammalia; Chiroptera; Pteropodidae
Gene: GOLT1B
Product: golgi transport 1B
Exons: 5
Coding region: 136-552 (138 amino acids)
Biological process (GO): retrograde transport, endosome to Golgi; endoplasmic reticulum to Golgi vesicle-mediated transport
Cellular component (GO): endoplasmic reticulum; membrane
Source: RefSeq, a predicted model, not a curated record